AUGAGGCCCUUUUCGGCUUUCUUCGCGUUCCCUGUAUCCCUCCUCGUGCUUGUAUCGCAAGUCGCAGCCGACAAUUCCGCACCCACGGCAAUCAAGAAGCUCGCGCCCGACUCCAACGAGAAACUCCUUGCUGAGCACCUCGCCUUCGCCGCCAUCCCCGUGCUCUCUCCCCGCGACGCAGCCGCAGCCGCCAUCUCGUUCCUCGACGAGCACGGCGAGACCAUUGAUGGCACUACGCGCUACCGGCCGGCAUUUGCCCGCCACUUCGACGAUGCCGAGUACAACGUGCUGCGCCGGGCGGCCGAGGCGCUGACGCUGUUGCAGCGGAGGGAGGCGUGUCCCGAGGGCACCACCAGCUGCUCCAAUAUCAACGCGUCGAACAAGUGCUGCCAGGAGGGAACAUACUGUGUCUCUGUUGAAGACUCGAGCGUCGGCAAUGUCGCCUGCUGCCCCGACCAGGCGACAUGCGGGGGAGGGGUUGGCGCCUGUCCUUCUGGUGCAACGAGCUGCUCCGAGGAACUUGGUGGUGGAUGCUGUAUUCCGGGAUACGUGUGCGAGGGUGCCGGCUGCGUCCCGAGUGCUUCUGCAACACUCUCCCACACCAGCACCAGCACCAGCACGACGGUCCAGAGCUCUACGCAAGAGCAAGUUGAAACGACGACCACCGAGGAGUCUUCAACUACCACAACCCAAGCUGAGACGACUUCAGACGAAGAGACGACUACCACCGAGACAGCCACCGAGACCAUCACAGGAACCGCCACGGGCGUCCCCCCGUUCCGUCCAACCCAAGCUGACACGACAACCUCAACUAGCGCCAGCUCCGAUACGCAGACCGGCUGUCCCACGGGUUACUACGGCUGUCUAGCAACACACGGGGGCGGCUGCUGCCGCACCGAUCGUGACUGUAACACGUACGACUGCCUAGCUCCGUCCACCACCCUCGUCUCCGAUGGCGUCACCAUCGUGCUGCUCGCCACCGACGCUCCUCCAGCCGCCGACGCUACUUCCACCUGCGCGGACGGCUGGUUCAUGUGCGGCACCGACGCAGGCACGGUGGCGGGGUGUUGUCCUAGCGACUACGACUGCGGGACGGCGAGCUGCUUCACCGUUUCGGCCAGCCGGACGGCCAAAGUGCAAAAGCAAUUCCCGGACGCGGGUUCGGCGACGCAAGGAAGUCCACGGGCGUUUCUGGGGGGAGUCCUCGGGGCCCUGUGCCUCUUGAUUGUGAUGUGA
Molecule: messenger RNA, 1236 nt
Organism: Ilyonectria robusta
Lineage: Eukaryota; Fungi; Ascomycota; Sordariomycetes; Hypocreales; Nectriaceae
Exons: 2
Coding region: 1-1236 (411 amino acids)
Source: RefSeq, a predicted model, not a curated record